Messenger RNA from Labrus mixtus (cuckoo wrasse), 1365 nucleotides. RefSeq names its product G-protein coupled receptor 4-like. Gene Ontology annotation, biological process: positive regulation of Rho protein signal transduction; phospholipase C-activating G protein-coupled receptor signaling pathway. The record is from RefSeq and is a predicted model, not a curated record. NCBI's taxonomy places the organism in Eukaryota, Metazoa, Chordata, Actinopteri, Labriformes, Labridae. Bases 204 to 1046 code for a protein of 280 amino acids. The transcript has 4 exons. Gene Ontology annotation, molecular function: G protein-coupled receptor activity. Gene Ontology annotation, cellular component: membrane.
UCAAACAGUUUAUGCUUGUAUCGCAGUUUCUACCUCCCUCACUACACAUUAUCAUGCCUGACUUUUUGUUUCUCCCUUCCGACUCUUUUUUCCCCCUCACUUCCUAAGGGCGUGUUAUAUACGCGGUGUCAUUUUUCAACAGCUGGCUGCAGAGAAACAUCAGACAUUGGUGCUUGGACUUCAUUCAGGUUUCAAUCUGAAGAAUGACAGAUAACUAUGUUAACGUCACCCCCCUGAAUGUCAGCAACGAAGACAUCUACAAUGGGUAUUACCAAAGAUUACAUUUCAAAAUGCACGUGGCAACAUGCAUCAUCAUUAGUAUCGGCCUUCCUCUGACACUCCUGACCAUCUAUGUUCUUUACUCUCUGGUACGAAAGGAUCAUGUGGCUCCAAUCUACGUCAUCAACCUUCUUAUUUCCGACCUCAUUCAGCUCUGCUGCAUGAUCGUUUUUGAAACAAAAGAGUAUCAGCCUCAAAGCAUUGAGUUUUAUAUUUACGAAUGUGGCCUACUGACAAGUGUUUUCUUCAUGGUGUGUGUCUCACUGGAAAGAUAUUUGAUCAUCACCCACCCACUGUGGUACCGCUUCAAACGGACGAUCAAGAUCUCUGUGGUGGUCAGUGUUGUGAUCUGGCUCAUACCUCCUGUCUUUUUCCUCAUUGUGUUUCCCUGGGUUACUCGUGACGUGGCAGGAAUCAUCUACUCCAUUUUCCUCACCAUUCCCUUCCCACUGUUCAUAAUCUUCCUGGUUGGAACCCUCAGAGCCCUGUCUGCAUCCGUCUCGGUCCACUCUGAAGAAAAACAACGAAUAGUUGGAGUUUUGGUCCUGGUGCUGCUCAUUUACACACUGCUGUUCCUGCCCAGCAUGAUUUUGUUCCUGAACAUAAACAGAUCUGACAAAACUCUGACUGACCUAUCUUUCAUGUUUGUUAAGAUGAGUCCUCUUGCAGACUUAAUUCUGUAUGUUUUCAUUAGAAAACAGUCCAUUGGCAAGCUUUUUACCACUGUGAACUGUUGCAGAGUUGCCAACACUGACACCAACAUAUAGACAGUAUGAAUGUGCACAACAUUUUGACAUUAAGCUCCAUGGAGGAAGAGAGAACGAGGAUAAAACUGACCGAUAUGUACUCUCAGUUUAGAACAAAUUUAUUUCUUACAUACCUUUAUUUGUUUAGCUAUGUUGUUAUUCUUGACAGUUAAAUACACUUCGUACUCUUGUUAACUUUCUAAUCUUCUAAUCAAUAAAAGCUUUACUUGUGCAGUUAAAGUGGUUGGCAUGUCAGCUUUUAGGAUGUGAGAGAAGGUCCUAACUUUAUUGCCACUGUUUCAAAUUAACAGUUACAAAUGAGAACAGUGUCACCUUGAGG